AUUCCAUCUGUUACAGUUAGAUCAAUACAAGGUGAUUUUUAACCUGAGUCGAUUUCCUUGUGUUUAUACCUGCAUGUUUCCUGUUUCAUGGCCGGCUAUGCAUGACAACCCACAUAGAUAUAUUACACUGUACGAGUCUUGUCAUUAGAAGGAAUGGGAGUUUUUGUUCUGUUGUAAACAAACGUGUAAUGAAGCCUUAGAGACACAAAGAUGUCGAGGGGACGUUUGGACCAUUCUCGCUCAGUGAACAUUCCACCAUUACCAAAGACAAAAGACCAAUUAAAGGAAAAAAACAGGAAACUACGCAAAGAAUUGGACACCCUUCGUCGGCAAUACCGAGAUAACGUUUACAGUGUGAUAGAAAACCUAAAGAGACGGUAUAAUGAAACAAAAACAGAUCUCACGCCCAGCUACGAAAAACUGAAACAUUUGAUUAAAGAAGCCACGAGUGAUGAAGUUCUAGAACGAUGCAGGGUACCAGAACACAAGCAUUCUGUACAAAACAAGGGUAUAGACCACUCGUUUAACCAUAAUUCUAGUGCUAAUGUAGAGCUCCACAUUAAGGAUGCAGUAGCGGCUCGAUAUGACCAGCGUAAAGGAGGAGCUGCUGGAUUUCUCCAAUCUUGUCGGGAGUUUGCGGGGGUGGGGGAGAAUCACAUACAACAGAGAAGACGAGAGGUUUCGGUGAUGCACAAGGCUGAGAUAGCAGACGAGAACGAGGAACUGAAGCACCAUAUACAGUGUUACGACAGCAAGUUUUUACGAGCACACAACAGACUGAGUAAACUCCGACAGGAAUACGCCGAGUCCAAACAGUACCUACCUCCAAAACGAUACCGUCUGCUCAAGGAGAUGAUUGAGACCGUCGUAGAAGACAGUAAACUUAAACCUGAUUGAUUAAGGAGUCACAUCUUAGGGACUGUUUUCUAAAUUGGCAUUUAUAAAUCUACUUAUGCACUGAUGGUGGAUAAUCUGCUUUGUAUUAUUUUUGUAGAUAUAUUGUUUCAUUUUACAUUUUAUUUUCUAAUGAUAUUUGCAUGAGCUGUAUUUAAUGGAUGAUUGACCUAAAUCUGUUACAGUGUAAAUCAGAUCUUAUAAAUAGCUAUUAUUUAGGUAACAUACAAAUUAUGAUACUUUUAAAUUAAAGCCUUAAUUAAUCUGUAUAUGCUGAUCUAAAUAUAGCACUAAUAUUUCACAUCAUAUUCUUCGUACAUUUGAUUAAUUCUUAAGUAGAAAAAAGUGUGUAUACUGUGUAUAAAUGUACACACCUCUUUACUUCUCCAUUUAUAAAAACUUUAAAAGUGUUUCAUUUAGCUAAAGUAAUGGAGGAACAGAACUGAAAUUUAACUACUGUAUAUUCCUUAUUUUUCGCAAGUUCUUAUUAUCACGAAAUGGCCAUUUAACGCAAAAAUUACAAGAAUAAUAAUUCGCAAAUGGACGGUUGAUCAAGAGAAUUUAUAUGGAUUUCAGCACCAUAAAAAUAAAAGCGAGUUAUUUUAUUUAGAGAGUGAUGCUUCUCGCGAAAUUACGCGAUAAUUAUUUCCAUAUAAUUAGGAAUUUACAGUAUCUUCCUUGUGUACAUGAUGAAACUGCUCAAUGGCAUACUUAUAAAUUAAGAUCUUGUAUUAAUUUUAUACAAAGAAUAUGUGCCUUCAAUGCAUAAAUUAUGGCUCUACUGUAGUUGAAUCUCAGAAAUGAAAUAUUUAUUUGCAUAUCAUGUCCUUUGUUUUGUUAAUGUUGCUAUUGCUGUUGUUGAAAUAAACUACAAUAACAA
Saccostrea echinata is the source of this 1774-nucleotide messenger RNA. RefSeq lists its product as uncharacterized. Bases 211 to 897 code for a protein of 228 amino acids. The record is from RefSeq and is a predicted model, not a curated record. NCBI's taxonomy places the organism in Eukaryota, Metazoa, Mollusca, Bivalvia, Ostreida, Ostreidae. The transcript has 4 exons.